AGAUCCCCUGGGAGACCUCCUGUAGGGACAGGGCAGAGAGAGGCCUCCAGGGGCAGAAACUUUGGGAGGCAAAUACCCCUGGGAGAUAUUUCCCUGCUCCAGACGGAGAGUGCUGGCCAGAGUGGGAGAAGGAUUCACGGUCAGAGGACAACGCCCCCCCAGGUCGCCUGGGAGACCCCGGAGCGACCCCGGGGGUGGCACAGGUCGAAUGCGGGCCAGGGAGACCUCUCCUAGGUUGGGGGCGAUGGGGACACGAGCCCCGCAGAGCCUCCUCCUUCUCCUCCUCUUCCUCCCCAUGCUGCCGCCACGCGGGGCCUCCGCAGGGAGCCUGCAUAGCCCAGGCCUGUCCGAGUGCUUCCAGGUGAAUGGCGCCGACUACCGGGGCCACCAGAACCGCACAGGCCCGCGCGGGGCGGGUCGCCCUUGCCUCUUCUGGGACCAGACGCAGCAACAUAGCUACAGCAGCGCCAGAGACCCCCAGGGUCGCUGGGGGCUGGGAGCGCACAACUUCUGCCGGAACCCAGAUGGUGAUGUGCAGCCAUGGUGCUAUGUGGCCGAGACAGAGGAGGGCAUCUAUUGGCGCUACUGUGACAUCCCCACGUGUCACAUGCCAGGGUACCUGGGCUGCUUCGUGGACUCGGGAGCACCUCCGGCCCUCAGCGGCCCCAGUGGCACCUCAACGAAGCUCACGGUCCAGGUGUGCCUUCGCUUCUGCCGCAUGAAGGGCUACCAGCUGGCGGGCGUGGAAGCUGGCUACGCCUGCUUUUGUGGCUCUGAAAGCGACUUGGCUCGGGGUCACCCGGCCCCAGCCACCGACUGUGACCAGAUCUGCUUCGGCCACCCGGGGCAGCUGUGCGGUGGCGAUGGGCGCCUGGGAGUCUACGAAGUGUCAGUGGGCUCCUGCCAGGGGAACUGGACCGCACCUCAGGGCGUCAUCUACUCCCCGGAUUUCCCGGACGAGUAUGGGCCGGACCAGAACUGCAGCUGGGCACUUGGCCCGCCGGGUGCCGCUCUGGAGCUCACCUUCCGACUCUUUGAGCUGGCGGACCCGCGCGACCGGCUGGAGCUGCGCGACGCGGCCUCAGGCAGCCUGCUCCGCGCCUUCGACGGCGCCCGCCCGCCGCCGACCGGGACGCUGCACCUGCGCGCAGCUGCGCUGCUUCUCACCUUUCGCAGCGACGCGCGUGGCCAUGCGCAGGGCUUCGCGCUCACCUACCGUGGUGUGCAGGACACCGUGGAGAACCCGGUGCUCCCCAAGGGCUCCGCCCAGACCCCUGCAGCGCUCCCCGACAGGACCAAUGUGAGCUGUAGCCCCCGGCCUGGGGCUCCGGAGGCCGCAAUGGGGGCCCGAGUCUUCUCGACUGUGAUAGCCGUCUCAGUGAUACUGCUGCUUCUGCUGCUGUUGCUGCUGAUGUCGCUACUGCGCCUGCUGCGUCCACGGAGCUGUCUGCUGGCUCCAGGAAAAGGGCCCCCGCCGUUGAGGCCUUCCCAAGGCUCUGAGAGAAGCUGGGCCGUGUGGUACCGCCGUCCUGGAGGGGUGGCACUGCCCUGCUCCCCUGGAGACCCCCAGGCUGAAGGUCUAGCCUCCAAUUAUCGCCCCUUGAGCGCCUCCAGCCAGAGUUCCCUGCGUUCACUCAUCUCUGCUCUCUGA
This is a messenger RNA of Molossus molossus (Pallas's mastiff bat), 1651 nucleotides long. It is a transcript of the gene KREMEN2, whose product is annotated as kringle containing transmembrane protein 2. Bases 209 to 1651 code for a protein of 480 amino acids. Gene Ontology annotation, cellular component: plasma membrane. The transcript is spliced from 9 exons. The record is from RefSeq and is a predicted model, not a curated record. NCBI's taxonomy places the organism in Eukaryota, Metazoa, Chordata, Mammalia, Chiroptera, Molossidae. Gene Ontology annotation, biological process: Wnt signaling pathway; negative regulation of inflammatory response; multicellular organism development.